Messenger RNA from Polypterus senegalus (gray bichir), 6062 nucleotides. RefSeq names its product N-acetyllactosaminide beta-1,3-N-acetylglucosaminyltransferase 2. The transcript is spliced from 3 exons. The record is from RefSeq and is a predicted model, not a curated record. Gene Ontology annotation, cellular component: membrane. The coding region runs from base 457 to 1692 and encodes 411 amino acids. Lineage: Eukaryota; Metazoa; Chordata; Cladistia; Polypteriformes; Polypteridae. Gene Ontology annotation, molecular function: hexosyltransferase activity.
UGCGGUUUAUGCAAAACAGAGAGGGUGAUGCAGCGGCUAAAGCGACCUGUUCUGUCAAAAAAAUCUAAUGCUACCCUAAAGAACAGGAAGCGAAGGAAAUGCCUUUUGCGGUGGAGGCAGAGGUUGUAGGUUUUACUCCAAACUGUAAUCCACAGUAAAAAAAAAACAGACGGUGAAACGAAGCACGAGAACCCCGACUGGUGUGCUGCGACGCCGUGGAAACUUUCGUCCGGGAGUGUUUAUUUUUCCGUCGACGACGCAGCAGCUCUUUGCUACUCUUAAGUUAAAGCGACCGAGAAUCAUCAUGAAGGCCAUUUCGGAGCAGGAGAGGCUACAACGGUUCAAUUCUACUGGCAUGAUUGGUUAAAAGUUCUGCAAAACUGCUUAUCUUGACUUGAGAAGUGCCAAUAUCACUGCAGUUAACACACUUGGGUGUAAGGUCUUCCGUUUUGAGGAAUGAGUCUGGUGCGCAAGAAGAUCCUGCUUUGGGCUGUGUUCGCCUUCGGAGCUAAUAUUAUUGUUUAUACAUUAAUUACAAUAUCCAAGCCAUCAAAUGACGAACCAUCUCUGACCAAAGCGACAAAGACAAUCAUACCUGAGGGAUCCUUUUGGAAAAUGUCACUCGAUCACAGUGCUUAUUGGAACUUACUCCAGCAUUAUUUAGACAGGAGAUACAAUCCUAUAUUAAAAAAUGCCUCAGUAGGUCAGUUGCCUGGAAAUGUAAGUUACUUCUUAACAAGGCAAAGUAAUUUGCAAAACAAUGUUACCUGUACUCAAGAUUCAGAUAUUGCCAUGUAUGUUAAAGACUUCAGUACUUUACCUGAACAAGUGAGAGACUUCAUAGAAUCCAUGCAUUGCCGGAACUACACAUUGCUUAUCGACUAUCCUGAAUUAUGUACUAAAGAGGCUCCUGACUUACUUCUGGCAAUUAAGUCCCAGGUCCCUAAUUUUGAAAACCGGCAAGCUAUCCGGGAGUCAUGGGGAAAGUCUGGGAAAGUUAAUAAUAUUACAAUUAAAGCCAUUUUUCUUCUGGGAAGACAAGACCCAUCCUCUGGACCCUUUUUUCCCAACUUGGAGGGCCUUUUAAAGCUUGAGAGAGACAAUUACAAAGAUGUUCUCUUGUGGGAUUUCAAAGAUACUUUCUACAACCUUACAUUGAAAGAUGUUCUUUUUUUGGAAUGGUUUGACAAAAACUGUGCAGGAGUCAAAUAUGUCUUCAAAGGUGAUGAUGAUAUUUUUCUUAACACUGAAAGCCUUGCUGAACUUGUAGCAUCUCAUAUAACAGGGAAGGGAAGUCCAGAUCUCUUCCAGGGCCAGGUGAUCUACAAUGCGUCUCCACUCAGAAAUGUAAAACUAAAAUACUUUGUUCCAGACAGUCUGUAUGCAGGAACAUAUCCACCCUAUGUCGGAGGUGGUGGUAUGGUCUAUACAGGAGAUUUAGCAAGAAGGCUUAACAGGAUGACUAAACAUGUGGUCCUUUUUCCUAUUGAUGAUGUGUAUAUGGGCAUGUGUUUGCAGAGACUAGGAGUAAGCCCUUUAGAGCAUACUGGAUUCAAAACCUUUGAUAUAGCAGAGGACAGUCGGGGCAAUCCAUGUUCUUAUAAAAAUCUGAUUGUAGUACAUAGGCGAACCCCAAAGGAAAUGAUUCGGCUCUGGAAACAAAUGCACAGUAUGGAACUUAACUGUUCAUAGCACUGUAAAAUCCUGGUAUGUUACCAAAGCCUUCUUUUUAAAAAAAAAAAAUAUAUUAAUAAUUUGUUAGUUAUGUCUUUUAACUGCCAGGAGAAUGACAGCCAUGUUGUAAGAACAAAUUACGAGUCUGUGAAUUUUGUACUGUGUUUACAUUUCAUAUUUUUACACCAUAUGUGACUGUCACUUGGAGUUGAAGUCAACAAGAUCCUUGUUAUUGGAUUUUAAAUAUAUGAUGGCAAUUCAAAUUAUUUUAAAUACCAUUAUGUAACAUGGCCAAAGGAAUUACUGAUGUCUGAAACAAGGAAAAGCGAAGAGUGAAGAAAGCUGGAGAAUUGGAAGCCUUCUAAAUUGUCAGUGGACAACAUUAAGGUUGUGUUUUAUUUUGUUGUUUUGUUUUUUCUCCAGUGCUGUGCACUGGUUAGUGAUUAGCUCAGUGUUUUGUGGCCUUUUUGUGUUUUACUGGGGUGGCAGGGGUAGAAGUAGGUAAGUUGUGUUAAAAAGAUUUAUACUUUUUGCAUUUCUUCAGGAAAGAAAUGAAAAGACUGAGCCAUUAAAGUGUUUAAGCAAACACUGAGGUUCUCAUAUUUGUGUUAAAACAGUAGAUUGUGCAGCACAGUUAGGUUUACUUGGAUCAGGCCAGUUCUCCUUCAUAUGCUGAAACAGUGUCAGACUUUGUUAAUAAAGAUUUAAUCCGUAGGUGCUUUAGCCAUUUAUCUGUAAAGAUGUUUGUUUUACUUGUUUGUGCAGUAGUUCUAGAGAGAAUUUUGUAAAGCUCAUUUAUCUACCACCACCCCAGUAGGAGGCCUUACCAGAUGAUUCUUGGAACAGAUGACACUUAACCUAAAGAGUGCAUUUCUGAUUACUGCCAUAAAAAAGAUAUUUUGUCAUAUUGUAAGAACAAUUUAUUGUAGAUAGUGCUUUUUCAUGUACAAAUUAAUAUUCUGUUACUUUGCUUGCAUUAUAACAAAGCUUUUAUAAAGCAAUUAAAAACAAUAUAAAGAGCUGAAAUAUAUCAUUUAUAUUAUUACAAGGUAAUACAAAAAGAAUUUUGGGUUGUAAAAUUUUGAUUGUUUCCUGACAUUUUUAGAACACUGUGGUAAGUGAAAUUGCCUAAUAUAUCUAAUGUUGUUGCAACAAGUCACACGUGAGAAAUGUAGUAAUCCUUAUCAAAUUUCUAAAGAAUAAACUUAAAAGCUGAAAUAUAAUAAACUCUUUUGCACUAUCAGCUAUAAGGACGCACACAGAAAACAGUCUGAAACCAAAUUAGAUAUGCUAAAGAUGUUCAGUUCAAACUAGAAAAUACAUUUCACUUGGUGAUGCUACUGAUGGUAUGUCUGGCAAAAUUAAAUCAGCUGCUUUUUCCAUAUUAUUUUAAACAUUUGCCUAAAUCCUGUGUAGAUAAUGAUUCUUAUAGUUAAUGUAAAGCAGUACCCUGUAAUAAACUUGAAAUCUUUACUUGAUAAAGCACAUUUCAACACCAGCAUAGCAAGAUUCAGCCUUAUUGUUUUGUUGUUCAUACUCGCUAUUCCUAGUAGUUUUUUGUUUUUUUUUAUGAAUCGCUUGCUCAUUUACUGUCACAUACUGCAGUGCACAUAUUUGUCUUUCCUGACCUUAACUCCCUGUUUAUAGGAAUUGACACCAUGCUAUGUAAGCGUCAUUUUAGCAUCUGCUCUAGAUGGUGAUGUGCGCAUUAACUGCUGUCUGCGGCAUAUCAGUCACGUUCUGCUUGUAGCACCUUUAAUUAGAGUUUGUCUCAAAUCCUCUCACUUCGGAAUCUAUAGCUAACAUGUUUUUAAGUACUAGGUAUGGUGAGAAAGAAAAAAAAAACAGUUUCAUACAUAUGAAUUGAAUUUACAUUUGCCCAGCUUUUCCAGCUUAAGAAAGCAAUUUUUAAAAAGUUCAGUCUUAAUAAUAAAACACAGUAAAAGCCAACACUUUUUUCCAUGGUUAUUCAUUGAUAGGGUGUGGCAGUGAAAUCUUGAUUGGACAUCCUGGGCAUUUUGCUACCUGCUGGCUUCAGGAUGUUGUUUUUCCAACAAACUUUGUGCGAGUUGUAUUCCCAGAAACUGAUCUGAUUCACACACAUAUACUGUAUAUACUGUAUACUAUACCAUGUCCUUUUGGAGGAAUCCGGCUCUUCUGCAGUAAUAGCUGUUGAAAGCUACACAUAUAUGCCACUGUGCUGAAGCACACAAACUGAGAUCCAUUGCCAUUUUUGCUAAUAAUGGAAAUUCCCAUCCAUCAGUUCAGGAGAAUUUUGUAAUUUAAUGUUUGCCUAAUAAUUAUGUACCAAUGUUUUACUGAUAUUGACUAUUUGGUAUAAAUAUGAUCAUAACAACCUUGAUUUACUGACUUUAAAUUUAGCGUUCACUUGCAUGUUAUGUCAAACGCAGUAAAUGUACACUUGGCUGUUUACACUUUUAACUUAACUGUUAAACGACAUUCAUUUUAUAUGCUGCCCAUAAUGCUUGCUAUAAUGAACUGUGCAAUUAAAUUUUUCCGUGGAGCAAUAUACAGCUCAGAUUCAGUUUGAAACUCUGGAGAAGGUGACUUUUUGCAAAGUUGUGGCAUCCAUUUGUACUGUUUGAAACCGAUUAAGGGAUUUAGGAGGGGCGCCAACAUGAAGCAUAGCUUUUGCAGAUGGGGGGCUUAGGUGUUCUCUUAUAUGAUUCUGCCCUGUGGUAUGUCAAGCCUGAAAUCAGAAGAUUGCUUGUUAAAAAGUCAUCCUGGAAACGUGAGGUGCAUUAUGAUUAUCUACUGACCCCACUAAUAUCAGAAACUCUACAGCAGGAUCUAAGAAAGAAAGAAAGAAGACUGAUCCCGUCUCUAUGCAUUUGUGAUCUUAAACAUUUAAAGAAAAUUAAAGAAUUAUUGUUGAACAAUGUUAAUUUUUGUCUAAAAUGUUUUACGGCUAUGAACACCUCAUUUUUGUUCUCUAACUGCUUGCUCGCUGUCUCUUUCUGGCCUUCUACUGCAUACUCCCAUCUGAGUGAGGGUCAUUUUAGAGGGGGAAAAAUAAUAAGGCUAGCAAAUAAUGUUUGUACAAUACAAAAGCACCUCUGGCAUUGACCGGGACUGUGUGUUACACAUCUGCUCCCCACUUAGAAGUUUGCCUGUAGUGUCCUUGGUAAUGGGAGCUUCCCAAGGCUGAAAGCACAUUGCUAAAUUGAACCAUCAAGUCACCUACAUUUUAUUUCUGACACUCCAGUCGAAUCCCCCUGGGAAACAGCAUGCUUGCCACAUUAUAGUUUUUAAAUAUAGCUAGUGAAAAAAUAAAUCUCCCUCCAUUUUUAAAGCUAAGUUAUCAAUUUCUGGAUUAUAGGGACUCCAGAGAGCAUCAGGUACAUUUUUUUAUUUUAGAAACAUUAUUGUUCCUGCUAGGUUAGCCUUUUUUAUUCCUUGAUUUUGAGUGAGAAAUAUAGAAAAUGGAUGGAGGCAUGGCAAUCAUUUAAUGUAAAAAGUCCGGUUGAUAUCCCACAUUUAAAGAACACUUCAAUAUACCUCAAGUAAUCACAUGACAUGAAAUCUGCAGCAGUGCUGCUUACUGCCAGCAUGGAGAGACAUGUCUUCUGAAACUGGGUGCCCCACCUCUGUAUUCCUAUAAUGUCAGAAGGGGAGAGAUGUAAGAAAAGUAACCAUGUAUGGGUUGAAGUUGCCAAAGAAGCACCAAUCUUGGGUCAUGCCCCCUCACUUCCCCUUUGGUGACUAAGUGUGAACGGUGACUUCUGAAAUUAGAAAUUGUGCGUUUCCUAUAAGAGUUGGCUGUUUGUUCAGAAUCUCAGUUUGCCAAAAAAGAAAGUGAAAGGGAGUCUGCUGGUCCCCACAUCGUUCGAAUGUGCCGGUUAACCAUCGGUGGUACUUCUUCUGUUUUAUCCUGCUUGGGUUGUGUGGACUGGAUGUGUUUUUAUGGUAGAAGUAGAGGAACUCCAGCCAAGAAAAAAAAAAAAACCUGCUGUUGUAUAUAUGAUGUUUAUGAAAAUACAUUUCCUGUAGUUAACUUUAAAGUGGUUACUUUUCAUCAAAUCUGCAUUUUCUUUUGGCUCUUUUCUGGUUAACUAUACAGGUCUACCGCCUUAUGUGGCUGCAUGCAACAAAUCUGUUAAUAACUUUGUGACUUCAGAGUUGUGUAUAGUAUAUGAAAUAUUUAUAUUCAUAUCCAUAUAUUUGAAUAUUUUUAACUUAUUUAAAAAAUCUAUUCAGAUUGUGAAUUUGUGUAUAUAUAUAGAUAUUUUUUAUUCUUUCAUAUGAUUUAGUGUUCUGCUCUCAUUCAUUAACUAAAGCUGUCUCUGCAGUGUAUUUUACUGUUGUACACAAAGCUGCCAUUUGUAAUAACAAAAUAAAUUGUAUACAGUAUGUAUAUAUAAAAUGUU